Helobdella robusta is the source of this 1002-nucleotide messenger RNA. RefSeq lists its product as hypothetical. The coding region runs from base 1 to 1002 and encodes 333 amino acids. Lineage: Eukaryota; Metazoa; Annelida; Clitellata; Rhynchobdellida; Glossiphoniidae. The transcript is spliced from 2 exons. The record is from RefSeq and is a predicted model, not a curated record.
AUGGAAGUCAAUAAAAGUGAAAAACUCGACAAAAUCAUACCUCGUGGAACGACUAAAAAAGAAAGGUUACAAGAUUGCAUUGCUAUUUUAAAAUAUCUAAAAUUAUCAGAUUUGAUGGACAAAUGUUCGAUUUUUGUCAGUAGUGACCUGGAAAAAAUUCCAGAUAUGGAAAGUUUGAUUAAAUUAAAUUUUGAAAGUUUAAAACGAGAAAUUACCGACAUAUUGCACAGCCAACAGCAGCACGUGCUUAAUACCUUAGAGGUGCACAACAAGGAAAUUUGCGCGGUAAAAAACACCGUUAAUAAUAUAGCGCUGAACUACGAUAAAACGACAUAUUAUAAUCACCACAACAAACUGCUUUCAAACUCGAAUCCCUUAGGACGAAGUAGCAAAAUGCAUCAUUGUAGCUACGCUGACAAAGUUUCAUCGAAUUUAUUAAUAUCUGGCACUAAAACAUCACACUGUAAUGAAGUUGAAAAAAGUAUAGCGCCAAAGUUACUUGAAAAGUCAAGCGAUUUAAUUGUUGACGUAAAUAAUCAAAAUUUCAACCCUGGAAACCUGUGGUCAGAUGCCGAGAAAACACCAGUGGAGGAUGGGUUUAGAGAGUACAUUUCCAGAAAUAAAAAAAGAGCCAGACUAAACAACUCAUCUGAAGAUAAUAAUGAAAUGAAAUCAAGUGGUACCACCGGUAACACGGGCAAUGUUAACGCAUCCAUUCCAAAACCAAUUAAAAAAAUUAUUGGCAUCAAAGUAAUCGACAACUGCAAACUUCAGGCCGAAAAGAACCUUAUAAAAAAGACCGUUUUCUUGAUGAGCAACGAAAUAAGCGAUCCAGUAAACAAGGAUGAGGAAGAAUCAACGAUGUUUCGUGUAUGUGUCGAAAGUUGCGAUGGACCGAAGAUGAAGGACCCGGAAAUUAUGUUAAAACACAUCAUUGUACGCGAAUGGCGUUUCGGGAAAAACACCGACAAAAACUCCGAUACAACGAACAAACAUGGCUGA